CAACUUGGCGGUAAAUUUGGAAGUUAUGGAGUAUAAACUAAGAGUGUCAUUAUCAUGGGUCUCUGGUGUUCUCAGAGGCUCUUUACCUGACAACAAGUGGAGCCCAUUGAUUGAUGAAGCACUUGACAAGAACAAAAUCACAGAUCCACUAUUGACUUCUUUAACAUCGCCUCUUAUGUAUCAUGACCUCUACAAUCACAUAUUAUUGAUGUCUUCAUCGUCUCAAAAGAAAAGAGGAGGAGGGGAAGUACCUACCGACGAGUCCUUCUGGUCAAUUAUAAGGUCUCUUGCUCAUCAAGGCAUUUAUCUUGAGUACCCUGGGAGUGAGGGUUCCUGCAUUAGUCACUCUGUGCUGGCGUCAACUGUACCUUUUAAUCAAUCACUGCACUGUGUGUUAUUGGAAGGUUUUAUGUUAUUUUAUUCAUUGAAGCUAGCGCCUAUUAGCCAGAUUGUAAAAGCAGUAAGGUUAAUAUCUGGUCUGACGGCAUCCAAAGAACUGCCAACAUCUCUUGAAGAAGGACUACUCCUGUGGCUGAACAAGACAAGCAGGACUUUACAGAGAGUCCUAGAGCAGGAGCAAGAGCAGUUAAUACUAAUGGAGUCCGAUCCUAACAAGAGGAGGCUAGCUCGACUGAGAUCACUGAGAGAGAAGAGAUCUAAAGGAUUCCCUAAAGUAACAGAUUUUGGUGAUAGUUUGACUGAUGGCCAGUGUAUUGGAGCUGUUUUAUUGUAUCACCACAGAGACAAGUUAUCUUAUUCUGAUUUUAUAUUUGGUCAGAAGCUGUCAAGGAAUGAUUCACUUGCCAAUUUGACGAAAAUUAAAUCUUUCUGUGAUUCUCAUUUUCCUCCCCCGGCUCUCCACAUAACGCCCAUGCAAUGGCUGGACCACACCCCUGAUGGAAACUUAAAGGCAAACGUCAUAGCGUUUGUCUCUUUUCUUUUCGACGCUCUCAGUUCAAUGCAAUUCAAGAAAGGGAUACACGUGGUGACACCCUCAACUGCUAGAGGCAUGAUAGCAACCCCUACCUUUACUAGCACACCUUUGAGGAAGCACAGAGAGCAAGAGAGACUAGAGAACAAAGCAAGGACACUCUAUCAUCCUAUAAUGGACAUUUCCUCCAUCAGUUCUUCUAGCCUUCCUUCACAGUGCACUGGUUGCAAGAGAACUGAGUGUAUCUGUAAGAGACUCCCUCCGAUUGAUAGUGGGUCCUCUGCUGUAGAGCUGAGCUUAUCUUCCACUUUUACUCUGCCUGAGAGGAGAAAGGAAGGAACGAUGAAGCUUCCUGGAGCUGUGAGGAAUGCUUCCUCUCUUUCUCAGAAUAACCUCCUGUCUUCUUUUAGUCCAAGUGUUUUCUCUCCUCUCUCUAAUUCUCAUCUCUCUACUGACGAGGGAUUACUCAAGGCCUCACCAAAGAAGAAGACUCUCAUCACUCCAUCACUUGAGAACCUGGGUAUUACUCUAUCAAAACCCAACAGACAGACUCAAGUCAGGGAUAGCAAGAUCCCUCUAGCUCCUACUGAUGCUGAAAGUAUUUCCUCUGGGAACACAAAGGACUUGAAGACAUCAAGUGACCAGGUUGAUGGAAUCCUUAGAGACGAAGACACUACCAUUCAAGAAGACCAAGACAGUGACACUAUUACUCAAUCUCAUGGAGAAGAACUGUCUGAUAGGAGUGAUAGUAAGAAGAAUACAAGCAAUGAAACAGUGAUAAUUCAAGGUCCUGCUAGAAUGGAUGUACCUCAAUCACCUAUAAUAGAUACUGAUGAGUUACCAAUUCCUCCUACUGGUCCUCAGAUACAUGUAUCACCUCAAGAAGAAGCGAUAGCCAUGUCUCCUAUUUCUACUCCACAAUUGCAAGCUACAGAGGAGAAUGACUCUCCUGUUUCUUAUCCUACUCCCAUUCCUCCUCCAUCCUCUCCCAUUCUUCCCGUCUCCUCUCCUCCUUUCUCAUUUGCUCCAUCAUCACUCCCAUCCUCCGUCUCUUCCCUUCAUGAUAGUUCAGUCAAUAGGGAAAUGAGUCAAAAGGAAGACAAGGAGAGAGUCCAACCGGUUUGUCGUUAUAUUAUUGCUCACAUUCGAUUUGACGACUUCAACAAUAUAAAGGACUGGACUCUGAAGCCUAAGCUCCAGCACCAAGUGGCACUCAUCAAAGAACAAAUGAAGAGAGAUGAGCUAAUGAAGAGAGAUGAGGUAGAGAGAAGAAGAGUGGAGAGCUCACCCAUCAAAGAUAAAGAAGAAACUGAAGUUGUUGCAAAGACGCAGCAACUUAGCAGGACUGGCUCUGGUAGCAGUCUAACAGAGGAGAGGCAGAGGAAAGAGGAUGAAGAAGAGGAGAAGAGAAAGCGCAAAGAGAAAGUUGUUAAGGCUAGACUGGCAGAGAGAGACAGAAAGAGAAAAAAUUCCGUAAAAGAGAGAAGGAUGGUUGAGCAAAAUAUUGAGCCUAAAGAAGAAUCUACAAGACCGAAUACAAGAGAAUCUUGUGAAUGUUGCUCGUCUGCAAUUUCUUCAUCAGUAGCUAUUUUAAAGCCUCACUUAAGAAGCAAUGCAAGACUCAUUAAGAAUGCAUUGUGUCACAUAUGCCUUGCUGGUGAUGCUAAUAUCAUAUCAAAGAAGAAAGCUUUAAAUGAAGUUGAGUCCUCAAAUGCUGGUCAUUUUAUGAUUCUUUUUCGUGAUAGUUUAAGUCUUACCUUUAAGGGUCUUUAUGGGUACUCUCCUAAGCAUCAGUAUGAGAGGCUCUUUGGAAUUGGUCCAAAAAUUAUAAAGGAGUCUAUGCUGGAGCAACUAUUCAAGUAUAACUCUGGUACAAAGUCGUUCCAGUCUGUUCCUUCACACACUUUUUCCCUCUCUGUCGAUGCAUUCACCAUUCAAGAACACUUCUGGAAUGCUAGGAAAAAAGUGCCUCUUUUGCCUCGUUAAAUUAUAGUAACCACAUGCUAGUCAUGAGAGUAAAUUAAAUUGUGUACGAUUACGUGUGACUGUACAAGUAUAAUAUAUCAAAAUUUAGACAAUCAUAAUAAAACUAUAA
Molecule: messenger RNA, 3026 nt
Organism: Amphimedon queenslandica
Lineage: Eukaryota; Metazoa; Porifera; Demospongiae; Haplosclerida; Niphatidae
Product: calmodulin-regulated spectrin-associated protein 2-like
Exons: 10
Coding region: 26-2917 (963 amino acids)
Biological process (GO): cytoplasmic microtubule organization; negative regulation of microtubule depolymerization
Cellular component (GO): microtubule minus-end
Molecular function (GO): microtubule minus-end binding; calmodulin binding
Source: RefSeq, a predicted model, not a curated record